Molecule: messenger RNA, 1168 nt
Organism: Prosopis cineraria
Lineage: Eukaryota; Viridiplantae; Streptophyta; Magnoliopsida; Fabales; Fabaceae
Product: cytosolic sulfotransferase 15-like
Exons: 1
Coding region: 19-1047 (342 amino acids)
Biological process (GO): sulfation
Cellular component (GO): cytoplasm
Molecular function (GO): sulfotransferase activity
Source: RefSeq, a predicted model, not a curated record
UCUAUCACCCACGUUCCAAUGGCUGCAACUUCUACCACUAGCUUCACAAAAUGCCAAUCAAAUGUUGAGCUUGAAAAUGAAGGUGAAGAUGAAGAAUAUGAAAAUCUUAGCCAAGAAUGUAAGGAACUGCUUCUUCGUCUCCCCAAAGAGAAGGGUUGGGACUUCCCAUACUUUUAUCUCUACCAAGAUAUUUGGUAUCCACCAGCUCGAAUCCAAGCCAUAAUCUCUUUUCAAAAACACUUCCAAGCAAAAGAGAGUGAUAUCAUUAUAGCGUCCUUACCAAAAUCUGGCACUACUUGGUUAAAAGCCCUUACUUUUGCAAUUGUAAAUCGCAAUCGUUUCUCUCCCUCACAACAUAACCAUCCUUUGCUCAUUUCCAAUUCUCAUGACCUUGUGCCUUUCUUUGAGUUCAAUCACUAUGGAAACAAUCAGAUUCCUAAUCUCUCCGCCUUGCCUGAGCCAAGACUUUUUGGUACACAUAUUCCAUUUCAUUCAUUGCCAGAUUCUGCUGUCAAGUCCAAAUGCAAGAUAAUCUAUAUAUGUCGCAACCCAUUUGACCAUUUUGUGUCCUUUUGGCUUUUCAUCAACAAAGUCAUCCCACCAUCAUUGCCCAAAUUAUCAAGCGAGGAAGCAUUUGAGAGAUACUCCAAGGGAAUCAAUGAGUUUGGUUCUUUUUGGACACAUAUGUUGAGUUAUUGGAGAGAAAGCAAAGUGAUGCCAGGCAAGGAUCUGUUUUUAAAGUAUGAAGAUCUAAAAGGAGAUAUCAAUUUUUUCUCGAAAAGAGUGGCUGAUUUCUUGGGUUUCCCAUUUAGCCCAGAGGAAGAAAGUAAUGGUAUUAUUGAAAGCAUAAUUGAGCUAUGUAGCUUUGAGAAAAUGAAGGAACUGGAGGCUAAUGAGAAUGAUAAGUUUAUGCAGAAGUAUGAAAACAAGGAUUUCUUUAGGAAAGGUGUGGUGGGAGAUUGGGUAAAUCAUUUUUGCCUUUCCAUGGAAGAGAAAUUGUCCAAAGUGAUAGAAGAGAAGUUGGGUGGGUCUGGUGUAUCCUUUUAGUUACUCUCUCUGUUUUUUUCUUUUUUUUCUUUUUUUUUUUAAAUAUUGCACACCCUAAGUGUAUCCGACUCAAGUUGAAAGGACGUAAUGGCACUUAACUCUAAAUUGAGCACUUGUGGAA